Messenger RNA from Scophthalmus maximus (turbot), 2335 nucleotides. RefSeq names its product tumor necrosis factor receptor superfamily, member 1B (gene tnfrsf1b). NCBI's taxonomy places the organism in Eukaryota, Metazoa, Chordata, Actinopteri, Pleuronectiformes, Scophthalmidae. Gene Ontology annotation, cellular component: membrane. The coding region runs from base 88 to 1581 and encodes 497 amino acids. Gene Ontology annotation, molecular function: tumor necrosis factor receptor activity; tumor necrosis factor binding. The record is from RefSeq and is a predicted model, not a curated record. The transcript has 9 exons. Gene Ontology annotation, biological process: positive regulation of membrane protein ectodomain proteolysis; intrinsic apoptotic signaling pathway in response to DNA damage; apoptotic process.
UCCUGUUUUCACCGACUGUCGGCCCGCCUUCAAAAGACAUGAACAGUACAGCACACGCGCCAGUUGCUGUAUCCUCUCCAGUGUAUAAUGUGCUUCAAAGAAACAAUGAAGGACAUACUUGUGCUGCUGGCUCUGCUGACUGUCCGAACUAACAAGGUGUGCUCUCAGCCCUAUGAGGCCGACUCAGAUGGAAAAUGUCGCAACCCAACAGCAGAGUACCUGUUAGAUGACUCUGACCUUUGCUGCAAGAAAUGCCCCCCUGGACACCGGCUGCUACAGAUGUGCUCUGUAAAUGAUGAGACUGUGUGUCAACCGUGUGAUCCAGGCCAAUACAUGCAGACCUGGAACUAUGCUAAAAACUGCCUCCCCUGUAACAAAUGCAAAUUAAGUAAAGGUCUGCAAUAUGCCCUAAACUGCUCCUAUACCACACGGACCAGGUGUAUGUGCCAGCCUGGGAUGUACUGCAUGAUGGAAUCUGAAGACCAUUGUACAGAAUGUAGAAAGUACACCCGAUGCAAACCUGGUCAUGGGGUGAGGGUGCCAGGGACGGCAAAAUCCGAUGUGAGGUGUGAACAGUGCCCUGAUGGAAUGUUCUCUGACACACACUCCUCCACGGACCCCUGUCGGCCUCACACAAACUGUCAUGGGGCGGCUGUUAGAAAAGCCAACGCCACCUCAGACACUGUGUGUGAACGGGAGGUUGUUACCGCCACGCUGCUUCAAGACACAACCAAAGAGCAUCGCAAUGGCAUCGUGUCUACAAAUGCAAAAACAAUCAGGAGCACAGUCUUCACAAUCUCAGACUCCACAUUGUCUGUCAGGCCAUCUGUUACAAAGGAAGUGUUCAACCAUUCAACAGAAAACCUACUACCACACAAAGUACCUGACAUUAAACUGGCUGCUGCCAUUGCUGGAGCCGUUGGAUUCCUUUUGCUUUUCAUCAUUAUCAUUCUGGGAUUCCUUUUUAAACUAGUCCGGAAGAAAGAUGCUGCAAGAUUUCAUCCUAAACUAGAUGCAAAUGGAAACUGUGAGAGUGUUGAUGAACAGAUUAUUUCUACAGCGGGUUAUUUGGAGGAAACGCUGCUGACUGCAUUCACAGUUAACUCGCCAGAACAACAGUGUUUGUUGGAGGGAGCGGGAUCCUGCAGUGACUACAGUCAGCCGAGCAGCAACACUGAAACUUUAACCAGAACAGAUGACUGCAACGGCCACGAGUCCGUAGGCCCUUUGCAAUCCACCCUAGCCUUAAACAAUCCAAACUCCUGUCCUUUUCUGUCGGAGCCCAUGACGUUAAUUUCCAAUGCAGGGCCUGUCACACCUCAGCCCAGUGGCCCCUCACAGUCGUCCUCUCAGUCUAGCAGCCCGCAGAUCAUCAGCCCCAUGACCACCAGUCCCCAUGUGAACGUCAACAUCACUUUCCACAUAGGGAACGGGUCUUGCGGGACACCACCUGUCAUGCCCAUGGAAUCAAACAAUCACCUCCCCUUUGGAGAGGAAGAGCAGUCCAUCAGCAUCCCACAGCAAGAAGAUGGCAAACAUUCGCUUAGGUCAGUGCAAGACAGUGAAAGUUACAGUGUAUGAGGAGUCAUCAGCAUGAAAGACUGAUUCAUCAAUUAGUUUUUUUUUCUGUUAUAAUGCAACAUUUAAAACAAUCUGACCGGCUAAAAACAUUUAUGUUGGCAUGUUUUUAUCGGGGCAAGACAAAGUGUUUCCAAUAUCAAAAUCGUACCGCUGUCACUGUGUAUGUAUAUAUGUAAAUACAGAAUACUGUAAAUAAAGUAUGUAUGUAAACACAUGUCAAAAAGGAAGAGUGUUUUUCUAUUUUCUGUCCUGGUUUCUCAAUGGUGGAACCAGCUCCCCAUUGACAUCAGGACAGAAAAAUUCUAAAUGAGCACUUUAAGCUGUUUUUGCCUGUUCGAUAAAUGUUUAUGUACUUUAUUGAUUAUUGCACUUUUGGGUUAUAUCUUCAUGAUUAAAUGCACUUAUUGUUAGUCGCUUUGGACAAAAGCGUCUGCUAAAUGAAUGUAAUGUAAUGUAAUACAACUUAUCUUUUAUAAAACACAUCCCAGAUACAUUAUGUUGCAAAAUGUUGUAAGCUCUGUACUUAAUUCAGAAUUCUCAAAGAAAAAUUCUUUUUUGUGUGAAUAAUACUGCUUACUUUCAUUUUUAUACUUAUUAAUUUUGACUGAAAGUCAGUGGUGGAAGAAAGAUUUUGUUUUUUAUUGAGUAAAAAUGUAAAAGAAUAUUGUAUUACAGGUCAUGCACUUCUACGUUUACUUAAAAAGUACAGAGUUGUAGCAUGACUGAAGUUUUAAUAAUAAAAAUGCAUUGUUAA